This is a messenger RNA of Paramecium sonneborni, 1079 nucleotides long. NCBI's taxonomy places the organism in Eukaryota, Ciliophora, Oligohymenophorea, Peniculida, Parameciidae. The record is from the annotation of a GenBank genome assembly.
CAAUAUUCUAUUUUUGGCGCUUGAAUCUAAAUAUGAUGAAAUUAUUGAAUUAGGAGUAUGGGCAUUAGCUAAUAUUGCUGGAGAUAAUAUUCAGUUUAGAGAUAUGCUACUUUAGAAAGGAAUAGUAUUUUACAUAAAAAAGAUAUGGAAUUAGUAUAGAACAUUAAAAUUUGAACUCUUCAAAACUAUAGUUUGGGCAUUAAGCAAUUUGGCUAAAGGAAAACCAACAUCUAAAUUCGUAAAUUAUUUAUUUAUGGUAAUAGUGCACUCCUGGUUUAAUAUCGAUUCUAUCUGAAAUUAUAAUUAGUACUGAUAAUGAAGAGUAAUUAAUAGAAGUUAUUUGGGGUUUGAGUUAUUUAACUCAAGAUAUAUAUGAAAUUCAUAUGUAAAUAGACAUGAAAGUUAUUUAAAAAUUAACAUUAUUACUAAAUUCGACAAAACAUACUUUAAUAAUUCCAGCACUUAGGACUAUAGGUAAUAUUUUAGCUGGUAAUGAUGAGUAAACAAAUCAAGUUUUAUAAACCGGAGUCUUGUAAUCUUUUGAGAAAUUGCUUUAGCAUAAAAAAAAAUCAGUACGAAGAGAUGUAAAUAUUAUUCACAGUUUAAGGUUAUUUGGUCUUUGUCUAAUAUUGUAGCUGGUACUAUAUCUUAAAUAAAAUUAAUCAUAAGAAAUGAUUCACUUCUUAAACCUUUAUUUAAAUAAGCUAAAAAAAAUAAUUUAGAAAUUACAAAAUAAAUAGCUUUUUUUAUAUCUAAUUCUGCUAUUUAUGCAGAAUUAACAGAUUUAGAAUAUCUUAUUGCUAAUUAUGGAUUUAUUUAAGAACUCUCAAUGUUAUUAGAUAAAAAGGAUGAAAAUAUUAUUCAAGUAACUUUAGAAGGGAUUUACAAGUUAAUUUCAAAAAGUAAAAAUUUCUAUAUCAAUAGUUUAAAUGGAGGGAGAAUUUUCAGUGUAUAAAUAAAUAAUUGAAGACUAAAAAAUAAUUAAAAAAGUAGUUUAAUUGUAAGGCCAUCCUUCUGAAAUCAUUCAUGAAAAUGCUUACAGAAUUUUGGAUCAUCUAGUUCCUUAAGAUUCAUAAUGA